Messenger RNA from Drepanopeziza brunnea f. sp. 'multigermtubi' MB_m1, 822 nucleotides. RefSeq lists its product as uncharacterized. Gene Ontology annotation, biological process: transcription initiation at RNA polymerase I promoter; nucleolar large rRNA transcription by RNA polymerase I. Lineage: Eukaryota; Fungi; Ascomycota; Leotiomycetes; Helotiales; Drepanopezizaceae. The record is from RefSeq and is a predicted model, not a curated record. Gene Ontology annotation, cellular component: nucleus; RNA polymerase I upstream activating factor complex. Gene Ontology annotation, molecular function: RNA polymerase I cis-regulatory region sequence-specific DNA binding.
AUGUCUUUACUGCCAGCAGAAAUCGCACAGUACUCUGCCAUCAUCGACGACAUUCUCCGAAACUGCGACCUCGCAACGAUCUCUGCCAAGAAGAUCCGCAAGGGCCUACAGGAAGCGCUGAACCAGGACAUUUCCGACAAGAAGGAACAAGUCAGCGCCCUGAUUCUCCGACGAUUCGACCACUUCGAAGCCCUCACCAAAUCCUCGCCCCCGCCGGCUGCAACCCCCACCGGCGCGAUCAAGAGCGAGGCCGUGAAGCACGAAAGCACAAGCCCCAGGUCUUCCCGCUCCCCCAAAUCCGAGCCCCGGUCGGACUCGGAGGACGCGCCGCCACCCAAGAAGAAGCGGAAACAGGCUGCUGCUGGGGGCCAGAACGACGACGCGAAGCUCGCGGCGAGGCUGCAGGCGCAGGAGAACCGGAGCACGCGAGCAACCCGCGGGGGCGCGGCUGCUAAGAAGGUUGUGAAGAAGGCCAAGAAGCCGAGGAAGAAGAGCGAGAAGAAGAUUGCGAAGGAGGACGAUAGCGAGUUGGAGAUUGGCAGCGAUGGGGAGGUCAAGGAGAAGCCGAAGAAGGGAGGCUUUCAUAAGCAGUAUUCUCUGAGUGCGCCGCUGGCGAACGUGAUUGGGGAGCCGACGCUCUCGAGACCGCAGGUAGUCAAGAAGAUCUGGGAGUACAUCAAGGCGCGGGAUCUGCAGGAUCCGGCCGACAAACGCCAGAUCCUCUGCGACGACAAGCUGCAGAUGGUGUUCAAGACGGAGAAGGUGCACAUGUUCACCAUGAACAAGAUCUUGAGCAAGCAGCUAUAUGAUGUCGAGGAAUAG